Molecule: messenger RNA, 1110 nt
Organism: Drosophila subobscura
Lineage: Eukaryota; Metazoa; Arthropoda; Insecta; Diptera; Drosophilidae
Product: angiopoietin-related protein 7-like
Exons: 3
Coding region: 37-948 (303 amino acids)
Source: RefSeq, a predicted model, not a curated record
UGAAUUUCGCCAUCAGUAAGACGUUUCUCGGCUGAAAUGAAAGUUGUUUCGGUUAUUCUGCUUCUGGCAGGAAGCUUCUGCCACACUGCUACUGCCGGCCAACAGCUCGGUUACAACGCAUACGAAGAGAAUUCCAUUGAUUUUUGUGGACCAGAGUGCUUUGAGAAGCUGAAGCCCCUGCUCGACAAUGCUGUGGAAAUGAAGCAACGUUGCGAAGAUUAUGGCUUCCAGAUCGAUUUAUUGAACGAGCAAAUGGUGGAGCUUCGCGGUAUAGUGGAACUGCAGAGCAAAGAAAUCGAAGAGCUGAAGAGCAACCACAACCAGAAAGGAGAAGAAUCCACUCCCAGCACACCCAGCAUUUCCACCACGCCCAACACUUCCACCACCCCCACUGGUUGCACGAGCACCACAAUUGGCAGAAAUGCCACCACACUACCCACCAAGUGUGCGUCCUAUGAGGAGUCUAGGAUACUUCAAAUUCAAGUACCCGGCACAGAUCCGUUCCAAGUGCACUGCCACAUGGAGCAGAUGGACGAACCCGCCUGGAUUGUCAUACUGAAGCGCAGUGGAGGCCAGCUGGACUUUCACAGGAAUUGGACAAGCUAUCGCAAUGGCUUUGGGGACCUGGCCGACGAUCACUUUUUGGGUCUCGAGAAGCUGCACAGGCUGACGAGGUCACUGCCCUACGAGCUGCUCGUUAAGCUAACAGACUUCAGAGGCAAUGAACGAUAUGCACUGUACAGUAAUCUACUGAUUGGCAAUGAGCAGGAGAAAUAUUCACUAAAAUUGUUGGGUAAGUACUCGGGAGAUGCCGGUGAUGCAAUGAGCUACCAUCUGGGCAAUGCGUUCACCACCUACGACAAGGACAACGAUGGAUGGGGCCAGGGAACUGUGCCAAUUACUACCACGGAGCUUGGUGGUACGGCUGGGAUGCCAAUUGCAAUCUGAUGGGUCAGUACUACAAUGAUGGCAAAUAUAGCGGUUUUUCUGGCAUCUGGUGGUUCACCUGGAAGAAUUAUGCUUCGCUGCAGUCGGUCAAAAUGAUGAUUCGUCCGUCUCACUACACUCUGAUGCAGGACUAACAAGGCGCUGAGCUUUACAUUUGUAAAA